Molecule: messenger RNA, 1540 nt
Organism: Homarus americanus (American lobster)
Lineage: Eukaryota; Metazoa; Arthropoda; Malacostraca; Decapoda; Nephropidae
Product: DNA-directed RNA polymerase II subunit RPB1-like
Exons: 3
Coding region: 25-1185 (386 amino acids)
Source: RefSeq, a predicted model, not a curated record
ACAGUUCUACCAAGUGUCUCCAAGAUGCAGUUUUGGGCUCCAGUUUUCCUGUUGCUGUCUCUCUCACUAUGUCACGCUCGUCCAGACGACUUGAACAACUCCUUUGAUGACGACUUCCGGCCCAGCCAGGCUGACGUCAUUUCAUUCUUGCAAAGUUUCCGCCCGACCGGCCGUCCCUCCAGCAGGCAACGUACCUUCUCCGACGAGGUAGUGACAGCCCCCGUCUCCACCUACUCUCUCCCGCUCGAAAACCACGCCCCGUCUAGCACAUACCAGGCCCCGAGAACUACCUCCUCCUCCUCCAGAGAGCUCGGCCUUCAGCGCCCCUUCUCUCCCCAUCCCUGGCUCUUACCAACUAAGGUCUAUUCCUACAGUCUGCCAGAGGUGAAGGUCCAUCCCCGGCCUGGCACUUACCAACCACGAGGCUCCUUCUCCUCAUCCUCCAGGGAGUACAGUUCCCCGAGUACUUUCGUGUCUCCCCCAUCUAAGGAGUACUCAGAGCCUUCGCGAGUACCUUCCAUUCCUGACAGCAGCUACGUCUCGACCACCAUCCCCAAUCGUCACCAGGGACAAAAUGUUGUGUCUAAAGAAUACGCCCCUACUCACCAGACCUACGGUGCCCCGACCACAUCUUACUCUCCCUUCGUCACCAGCCGCCCGCCAACCACCAAGUAUUACGUCACUCCCGCUACGGCUUACGUUCCCCCAACUCGCACUUACUCUCCUCCUUCUAGAACUUAUGGUCCUCCUUCCCGAGUCUCAGGUCCUUCUUCCAGAACAAAAGUAUCCGGAGAAUCGUCCUUCGAGCAGACCGCAGGGCCAUCAGUGUUCUUCACCACAGAUGACUCCAAAGAAAAUAACGUUUUUUCACUGUCGUCUACCCGAGGGAGAAAGGUGACAUCUCAGGUGCCAAGAGGGUCUUCACAGUUCACCAAGUUACUCAGAGAAGCAACAGACACAUCUCUCGAGGAUAAGAACAACUCCUUCAGUUACGUCGUCAGCAGCCCUGGGGUCCUCACCUCGUACGGAGAGCACCAGGAGGGCGUUAACUUCGGUCACACUGAGAGGAAUGAAGGCUACAGGCGGGAGGGACGCUACUUCACUACCCUCCCUGAUGGUAGGACUCAGGUGGUUCACUACUACGCUGACGAAACAGGCUACCAUCCUACCAUUACCUACAUCUAAAGAAACUGAACACCAUCCUACCAUAACCUAAGUGUCGAGGAACCUAUUACUAACCUACCCUAACCUACCACCCACCAUCCUACCUUAACCUAUUUCUAACUAACCUACUACCCACCAUCCUACCCUAACCUACCACCAUCCUACCCUUACCUACUUUGAGUUAACCUACCACCCACCGUAACCUACUUCUAGCUAACCUACCAACCACUAUAACCUACUUCUAACUAACCUACCACCUACCAGCCACCGUAACCUUCUUUUAGCUAACCUACCAUCCACCAUCCUACCCUAACCUACUUCUAGCUAACCUACCACUCACCAUCCUACCCUAACCUACUACCAUCCUACCCUAACC